AUUCAAUAUUAUCCAUCCUUACUUGCAACAGAUACUUUCCAAAUCUUGGCAAAAAAUUCCUCUGAACCAAGUGCAGUGAAAAACAGCAAACGUGGUAGAACAAUUACAAGUGUUAUGUCGUUAUGGUACUCUAGGUGUUGCAGGAUACAUAUAAUGGCGUGCUUGGGUAGGGCUUUUUUUAGCGUGUUAUAUUUAUCAACCUAUUUCCCAUACAGAUGCAACUUCACUCGCACAAUCUGAGGAAGAGGAGACAGUGUCCAAUGUUCCACCACCCAGGCUCGGUCCAUCUCCAUUUGAUCCUCAAUCAGCUGAGAAACAUCCAGAGCCACAAGGGGCAACAGCAGAUGCAACUUCACUCGCACAAUCUGAGGAGAAGGAGAGAGUGUCCAAUGUUCCACCACCUAAGCUCGGUGCAUCUCCAUUUGAUCCUCAAUCAGCUGAGCAACAUCCAGAGCCACGAGGGACAACAGCAGGUGAAGGAGAGAAUGAGAGGUUUGAAGACGCUUGCACUGAUAUCUUGAAGAAAUUUCCAACUUUUAAACAUUUCAAAUUGUUUGCACAAGCUGGGACAGG
Messenger RNA from Styela clava, 573 nucleotides. Lineage: Eukaryota; Metazoa; Chordata; Ascidiacea; Stolidobranchia; Styelidae. The record is from RefSeq and is a predicted model, not a curated record.